UCCCUUUCCCUGCUUUUUUAUUGCAAACUUCUACAAGAGACCCCAUUCUUCCCUUACACACCUGUUUACUGAUUUUUCUUUUCUUUUUUUUCCUAGAUAAUUUUGAAGAUGAAACUGCUACCAUCUCCUUCCAUUUCCUCUUCCUCCACUACUAAUUCUUUUCAUGCAAAUAUGUGCACUUCAAAAAGUGCCACCGCAAGUUGCCUUGCAGGUAUUCUUCGUCGACUUCUCUGUUCUCGCAGCCUCCCUACCCACCCAUCUUAUCCAAUCACUGACGCGACCUCAAUACCAUGUCACAUUAAGCAACAACACUUGAUCAACUCUAAUGAGUCCGUACCUACUGCUCCAGGGAUUGUGGCUAGGCUAAUGGGUUUGGAAUGUUUCCCGGAUAGUAUCCAGGUGAGUGCCUGUUCAAUAUCAAGGAGCCAAUCCAUGAAUUCUGCAGAAUUUGGUGAUCAAAGUGAUCAAAAGCAAGGCCAGCACAGACGUGUUAAGAGUACAUUAUCCUUCUGUGAAAUGCCUACUUUUAUCGAGCUGGAAAAUGAGGAAUUCUUUGUUCUUAGCUUCGAAGAAACAGGUGAGAGCAAAGAAACUAGAUCUAGAGGAAGGAAAUGUGAGGUGGGUUUUGAAGAACUUAGGGAGAAAACAAGAGAGAAAUGUAAAAGCAAGGAAAACACAAAUGACAAAGUGCAGGUACCAUUGAAGAAAAAGAAGAAGAAGAAGAAGAAAAAUAAGGAUGGUGAAGAGAUCAUCAACAAGAUGAUUUUAAAAAUGCUCAAUGAGGAACAGCCAAGUAAGAGAAUACCAGAUACGCAUGCUCAAGAAAUUGACAAAAUUGAAGAUUCACACAAGGCUACUCUGCCUUUGCAAGACUCCUGUGAGAAAACAGAUGCUGCCACAGUCUUGCAAGAAGCGAAGAAAUCACAUUGGAUAAAUGAUAAAGACGUUCCACGUCGACCAAAAUUAACGAGGAAAAAGAAGAAAAUAAAUCGGUGUGCACUGAAGAAUGAAGAACUCGAGGAGUGCAGCUCAGAAGAUUCUAGCCCUGUUUCUGUUCUUGAUUUUGAUCGAUUCAUGGUUGAUCCUGAAGUUCCUUUAACAGAGGAAGAUAAAAAGUCCAUUUCAAGAAGGAAACUAUCAUCAACGCUUCAUGACUACGAUGACUUAUCUGAGCAAAAUGAAGAUAAUAAUUUCAUCGGAGAAGAUCAUCCAAAUUCAAAGAGAAAGGAAGAAGCAUGUGGAGGAUUGAGGAAGAAAAUUAGGAAUGCUCAGCAUUUCUUGAACAUGUGGAGUGAAAUUUGCAAGCUGGCCGAAGCUCAACUGUUGGAAUCAAAUUCUACUUACGAAAAGAUUUGGAAAUCCAAAGAUGUUGAAGACAUUGGUGCAGAUUUAGGGAUGCAAAUUUUGGAUCAGUUGUUAGAAGAACUCGUAGAUCAACUUUGCUUGCCAGGAAAAAAUUUGAACUUGCAAGAUGAUAACUUUUGUAAAUUCUAGCAUUAUAAAAAAUUCUGAAUCAUUUUACUUUUUC
Molecule: messenger RNA, 1528 nt
Organism: Hevea brasiliensis (rubber tree)
Lineage: Eukaryota; Viridiplantae; Streptophyta; Magnoliopsida; Malpighiales; Euphorbiaceae
Exons: 2
Coding region: 109-1494 (461 amino acids)
Source: RefSeq, a predicted model, not a curated record